Messenger RNA from Blepharisma stoltei, 655 nucleotides. The record is from the annotation of a GenBank genome assembly. Lineage: Eukaryota; Ciliophora; Heterotrichea; Heterotrichida; Blepharismidae.
AUGGACAAAGAGCAGUAAGAAAUAAGCAGACUUUUAGAAGACGAAAGGCUUGAAUGGUGAAAAGCUUCAGCUAGGGAUAAAUAUGAUCUUUUGGCGUUAUUUUUGAUCGGUUUCCACUAGCCAAAAAUGGGUUUCCACGUGGAAUUUCUGGAUUUUCACGUGUGAAACCCAUCUUUGGCUAGUGGGAGCCGAUCAGAAAUUUACGCGACUGAUAAUAUGAUAUUAAUGAAAAGCUUUUGAGAGUGGGAUGCAGGCCAUUAAAGAGAAAACUUAUUCUCUGCAAAAAGGAGCAAAGAGAAAAAGAUCAUGCUUUCAGCUGCAUGGAUAUGGAAGAGGAGCUUACUCCUCACCUUUAAAUUGAUACAAAAAAUCUGUUUUAAUGCAAAGAGUAGUUAAUACUUAUUUUUUAAAGAAUUUUAAAUUUAUGAAAUUUAUCAAUCUAGCUUUGUUUAAAUGGUAUGCUUUUUGCAAUCCUCAUUUAAAAUAAAAGAAUUUUUUAUUUUUGUGACAUUAAAUUAGAUAUCAUAACUAUUUAAAUAUAAAUAAUUGUAUUUUCUUAUAAAAAAAUUCAAUUUUAAGAUUUUUGUCUUGGGGAAUUAAAACUUGUAUAAGGCUGCUUCAGUAUGUGCAAUCAACAUAUGUGCAAAAAUCCUAA